This is a messenger RNA of Physella acuta, 745 nucleotides long. Its product is annotated as perivitellin-2 67 kDa subunit-like. Lineage: Eukaryota; Metazoa; Mollusca; Gastropoda; Physidae. The record is from RefSeq and is a predicted model, not a curated record.
CCGACAUCAAUAGUCUUCUGGUAAAACAAAUUUAACUGGAUUGCAGCCAUGUUCAAGUUCUUGCUGAUUGUGUUUGCUACUGGGCUGUCGCUAUGUCAUGGCGAAGUAGAUCCUGCGCUGUUUGUGAAAAACACAAAGAUAUGUCUGCGUGUGGAACCAUACGUUAAAACUCGCUCCUGCGGCGGAUCAACUAAAAUGCAAGAGUUUUGUGGUGACAUUAACCAAAUGACGCCGGACUACUUGGAUGACACUACAUGGACAACUCUUGGCUGUAAAAUGCAAUGGGGGAUCUUUUCUUCUGUGCCCAAUCCCCCAGCUUGGAUGAAAAAUAUUAGUUUUUGCAUGUCUUGGUCAUCAAAGUACGACUAUAAUAAUUGCAAUCGUGACCCAGUUAACUCUGGUGAGCGCUGCGCCUUUCUAAACGGUUAUUCAUAUCUAUAUACCGACUACACUGACCGUAGCUUUGGCACAUGCGAAUUGCAAUGGAUAAUUAUAAUACCUAACGACGCUCCAGCCUGGAUGAAAAAGAUACAGCUCUGCUUCAACUGGAGAGCAACCGGCGAUGCUAGUCAAUGUAAAGGUAGUGCAAAUAAUCAGUGUGUCGAAGCCAAUAAAUGGACGGCACCCUUUUAUGAUGGAACCAAUACAAAACCUGGCGGCUGCUUGAUGAGCUGGGGCUUAAAGUUGCCUAGUUAAAUCAAAGUAGAAAAUUCAGCUAUAUUUUACUUGUAAUUUUCAACUAAGU